Messenger RNA from Scylla paramamosain (green mud crab), 6413 nucleotides. Its product is annotated as neuroligin-2-like. The record is from RefSeq and is a predicted model, not a curated record. NCBI's taxonomy places the organism in Eukaryota, Metazoa, Arthropoda, Malacostraca, Decapoda, Portunidae. The transcript has 13 exons. Gene Ontology annotation, cellular component: cell surface; plasma membrane; postsynaptic membrane. Bases 1373 to 3913 code for a protein of 846 amino acids. Gene Ontology annotation, biological process: postsynaptic membrane assembly; synaptic vesicle endocytosis; chemical synaptic transmission. Gene Ontology annotation, molecular function: signaling receptor activity; neurexin family protein binding.
AAAACACACAUGUGACACUCCACGUAGUAAAGGUUAACACACCUGUCUCCUCUCCAUAAAAUGACUCCACGGCAGCUCAUUACAGGAGUGCAACGACGUAAAUACCUCCCAGAAAAGAAAUCUCCAUACAUAAUGUACUUUUCAUUCAAGCUCUGUGUACACGCAUUAAAAGUAGCUCAGAGUAAAUGCAUACAAGGCCCGGGUGGGAGGAAGGGGGGAGGGGAGACGGCAAUACGCUGGAGUGUGGUGAAGGGUGAUGCAGAAACAAUCCCACAGCACUACAAGCAUUCCUUCUCCCAUUAGCCUUUCGAGUACACAAGGACGCAUCAUGCACUCAAGAGUCUGCGUGCGCUCUUCGACAUGCGUGUGUGCGAGUGCGUGCGAGGGCGGCGAGGUGGAGGGGGGAGGCGGAGGGAGGUAGGAGAGCGCCCGGCCGGCCAGUCUCGGUCGACCCUUCGGAGUGGAAGGAUCACGUACGGUUCUCUCGCCCUUUAAGCCCAGUGUCGAGGCUCCCUGUGCCUCCUGAGUCUCCUGUGAACUGUGCAGUGCUUGUCUCCCGCCGCGUGCGUGUCGCCUCGCUGAUCAGUUCCUUCCCGGGUUUUAAUUAGCAGAAAUAAGAACCAUAAUCACUCGUCGGGUUCAACCAAUACAAUUUUUUUAACAGUUAUUCCAUUUUCUUUUUGACCUCACGACAUUAUAAAAAAAGAUGAAACUAUAUAAACAGUGAAAAAAAUAUAUAUGACAGAAAUUUAAUUAAUAAAUAACCUAACUUAUAUAAAAAGAGCCUUAUUUUAUUUAUCUACUUUUUUCAGAUUUUAGUAACUUUAAAAAGAUCAAAAGGCCUUUAAUUUUUUUGGCUUAAGGUGUUGUGGUGCUGUGGUGGAAAUAAAGUGGUGUAAUCAAGUCUCACCUGCAACACACCUGACCACAUUAUUGCUUCCUGGCAGAUGCCAAAGGGCCCCGAACCUGCCAGGUGUGACAGGAAGGAGUAAUUACACUGCAGCAGCGGCCGUAGGGAGCUAAUGGCGUCGUGAACCCCAAGACGAGAGGCGGCGCGUGUGGCAAGACGUACAGGACAGUGACUGCAGGUGGCUGGUGACGUCACGAGAUAGGUCACGUCAGGUCUCCGAGGCCUCCGCCAUGAGCCGCCCUGCACCACUCCACUAAGAUGUCCCUGCACCCGCACCAUGGCCCGGCCCCAAGUGACGCUCCACUGAGUGCCACGCAGUCCUCCGCCUCCCACGCACCUCCCGCCACCGCCGCCACACAGACCUGAGCCUCUGCCUCACCUAUUACCUCAAGCCGCCCGCCGCGCCUACAUGACGGAGGGCUGAGGGCAGGCGGGAGGUGGGGGCGAGGGCGUGAUGGUGGUAUGACCCCGUGGGCGUGGGCGUGGCUGGUGGUGUUGGCCGCCACAUGGCCGGGCCCGCAAGCUGCCGCUGCCCCAAAGACCCGCCUGGUCACUACAAAGUACGGCCAGGUGCAGGGGCUCAUCAGGCACCUGGGCCACCUUCUAGGUGACGUGGAGGUGUUCAUGGGUGUCCCGUAUGCCAGUCCCCCGGUGGAGGAGGGGCGCUUCACCCCCACCAACACCCCAACGCCCUGGGAAGGGGUGCUGGACGCCACUUCCCCGCCGCCAGUGUGUCCCCAGCUGCUGCCAGACCCUGACGAGGCCAAUAUGCCGCGCGCCAGAGCAGACUUCAUCAGGAAUGUGUCGGCGGCGCUGGCCAACCAAAGCGAGGAUUGCCUCACUGUCAACAUCUACAGCCCCAUCAUGGUGAUUCCCGGCUCCGAGGUGUAUCCCGUGAUGGUGUACGUGCACGGGGAGAGCUUCAGCUGGGGCGCCGGCUCGCUCUUCGACGGGUCUGUCCUCGCCGCCUACGGGAGGGUGGUGGUCAUCACCCUCAACUACCGCCUCGGCCCGCUGGGGUUCCUCAACACUUACGGCGGCGGAGGCGGCGGCGUGGUGAGUAACUUCGCCCUGAUGGACCAGAUCACUGCCCUCAACUGGGUGGCGGAGAAUAUUAAGCAAUUCAACGGUGACCCGACGAAGGUGACGCUCUUCGGACGGGACACCGGCGCCGCCUGCAUCUCCUACCUCAUGGAGAGUCCCAUCGUGCCGCAAGGAUUGUUCCACCGCGUGGUAAUGGUGUCGGGGUGGUCGGGAUGUCCCUGGUCCAGGGUAGCGGCGCCCCUCAGCGUCACUCUCCGCCUGGCCAUGGCCGCUGGGUGCCCGGUGCCAGACGAUCCUAACGCCGCCCAUCCCAGAACGGUGUCGUGCCUCCGGGACGCUCCCCUCCAAGAUCUGAUGGCCGCGGCAAGGCAGGUAGAGUCUCCAGCUUUCAUGCCAGCGUGGGGCCCCAGCGAGGACGGCGUGGUGGUGGCGGGGAUGAGGAGGGGGGCGUCACUAGUCCGCCAGCAUGUGCAGGUCAUGUUGGGGUUCACGCCCUGGGAGGCUUGGUCCUGGCUGAGUGAAAGUUUAAUUAGCAAAGGCGUGGACGACAGAACAUUCGAGCGUGUGGCGAGGACGUGGGUGAGGAACACUCGCCGCCACCACCUGAGAGAGGUGCUGGCGGCCACGCUGCAGGAGUACACGGACUGGACGGCAAUCAAGCCCGGGCCUGAGGUGCGCAGGAACCUCCUCCUUCACCUGCUGGGAGACGCGGGGGUGGUGGCUCCCCUGCACCAGGCAGCCGACGCCCUUGCGCACCACACGAAAGUCUUCGUCUUCAUAUGUGACCUUGAAAAUCGACUUUCUGGACAGCUCCAGGCGCCGGGGUGGGAGCUGGGGCUGAUCUGGGGCACCGGACUCAGUGACGUCACUUCAUCUCCGGGGGCGCCCUCCCCUCCCAUCCGGCCCCCGGCAUUGACACAGCUUUCAGAAGACGUCAUCACUCUUCUCACUAACUUUGCCAAGUCGGGAGACCCGAACCUGCCCAGAGAAUCCCCCUCGCCUGGGUUUGCUGCCGUGGCCUGGCCGCGCUACAGGCCAGAUACCAGAGAGUACCUCAAAAUAGGUGUGCCGCCCACAGUUGGUUCUCAGUACCGCGCCCACCAGCUGGCACUCUGGACGUGGCUGGUGCCGGAGCUAGAGGCGGCGGGCAAGUCCUACCCUCCUGAUUCUAAGUCUUGGGAGAUAAGCACCGACCCUCACCUUUUCUACGGCGUCGUCAAGCCGCCAGACCCCUGGUACUUCCUGCAGCCCAACACCACCACCACCACCAUCGCCGCCGCCGCCGCCGCCGCCGCUGCUGCCGCUGCCGCCCAUGAAACGACCACCCCGACCCUGGCGGUGACUCCCUCCCCCCAACCCACUACCCCGCGGGUCACCACCACCCUCGCCCUCUCGCCCACCAUUGCCAGCAGCGCCCCCAAAAUGACACUCCCCGACGCGAGUGAGUACGUGCGGUACUCUACGGCGCUGAUGGUGACAGUGGGCCUGGGCGUCUCCCUCCUGCUGCUGAACGGCCUUAUCUUCCUACUGCUGUUCUGGAGGCGGCCCUCUCAGCACCCGCCCUGCCAGGGGCAUCACCUCCACGCUCAGGAGGGGGCUGAGGUCCCCCGCGUGGGCUCCGUCAUGAGUCUGGGAGGGCUGGGCGGCACCUACGGCGGCCCGCCAGACUGCGUGAAGGCGUCCUACGAGAAGCUUCACUUGACUUCGGACGAGCUGCAGCACCUCACCAGCAGGUCUCCUUCGAGCACCCUAAAGAGACCCAAGUCCCCAGGGGCCCUCAAGUCACAAGGCUCCUUCAGGGGUCCCACGGGCGUCGCCACCAUCAGUAGGUCUCCCAGGGGCGCCAGCCGGGAGACUUCCUUUACCAUAGAGCCGCCCACGCUACUGAGGGAGGGCGGUGACUCAAGGACGCGCACCCAAUCCGUGGCAACGAUUGGUGAGACGCACGCCACUCUUUAAAAAGAAUAACCAGGCGACCCAGGAGGAGGUGCAGAGGGCGUGGACGGUGGUGAGGGAUCUUCCGCCGGGGGAGGUGUGCGCGGUGGAGAGUGGGUGUGGCGGGCAGGGCGGGGGCGGCGAUGGCAGGCCUAACGGGUGGGCGGCCUUCGUGGGGGACGUGCCCGAGCCGCCGCCGCCGCCCAGGACCUCCACCCUCAGGAAGGAGAAAAAAGUCACCAUCCUCGAACAGGCCGUCCAGAGGUUAUGAUAAAGCCCCGCCCCGCCCCACCCCGCCCCGCCACGACCCCGCCCCCAGCCCCACGCCGCCCCCCACCACACUCCACCACUCCGCCAUGCCACCGCACUCCAGCACCACCUCUCGCGUCCUAAUUCCCUCACUUACUGCCAUCCACUCCACCUCAACUUUCCUCCUCCUCUCCCGGCCUCUCUACGUUCAUUUUCUCCGUCUUCAUUCCUCACUUCCCGGCAUUACUCUUUAUUUUCUUACUCUUCUCCGUUAAUCUCGCACUUCCUGUCCUUUCAAACUUUUAGGUUUCACUCUUUUUCCCUCUAUCUUUUAGUCGGUAAGUCAUUACGUCUAUCUCUUUCUCCCGUCUGCUCCUUCUUCCCUUCUCUUCCCGACUUGAUAAUUAAGGGAAUAAACGACAUUUUCUUUUGGAUUCCUUCAAAAUGUUAGUUAUUUCACUCACUAACAACGAAAACUUUUAACCUAAAUACCUUGAGUUUGGUGUUGGUGAAGGGAAGGCUUCCUGAAUUAGAUUAUUCAAUUUAUUUCAUCCUAACUUACUAAUUUCUAACGUGUAUAUGCUUUUUAAGCUUUUAUUCACACUAUUUUUAACCCUAUGACACGUUUUAGCUCCCCACCUCUUCCAUUGCCGAUGUCUUGUUUUCCUUAUAUGUAUAUAUUUUUUGUCUUGUUCCUUCUCUUCCAUCCUCAUCUCACCCACACCGCCCCGCCGCCUCACCCGCCACCCUCACUCACUCCCUCACCCUUCACCCUCACCGUGCACUCAUCCGAGACCAUAAAAUACCACAAUCCGCCGCCUUCUUCCUCAACGCCCUACUUCUCUUUCCUCUUCCUCCCUCUCCAUCCUUCUCUUCCUCUUCCUCUUCCUCUUCGUCCCUCGUCACCACGCACUCUCCUGACCUCGGCCGAGACUCUCUCUUUGUCCUCUCGCUGACAAGCAUUAAAAUGGUCAAAAAGAAAACUCAAGGAAAAACUUCAACAUUCGCCCACCUCACGAAAAGGGAAAAACUCAUUACGUUGCCACGGCUGAAUAAGAUCUUUCCUUCUCUUUUUUAUCAUCAUCAGUGUAAUGAGGUGAGUGUGGGUGAUAGUGAAUAAGGAAUGACAGUGAAUACAGAACGUUAGUGUCUUACAAGGACCUGCGUAAGGCCGAAAUAUAACUGUGUAUGUGCGAUCUCAUCCAUGUCACUCGGACUCUAUAUAUAUAAACAAGACACUGCUGAAUGUUUACCUGACUGAUAUACAUAUAUAUAUGGAUUUCGUAAAUAUUUUUUGAGCCUGUAUUUCUGUGUGCGAGAUUAUAUGUCUCAAGUCCUCCCUAACACCCUCCUCCCCUCACUGACUCCCCCUGACGCCCCUCUCUCCCCUACCCAAGAUAACUAUGGUAACCUCUCCUUCCUUACUCUUCUGACUCUUGACACGUGUAAAUGUCCUAAGGUCACUCGGUUACAAAGAGUUCAGUUGAAAGCCAAGUUUGCACGAUGAGCCAAAGAUAAAAUUAUGUGAAGGAUAGACAAGAAACGCACAGAAAACCGGAUGGGAGAAAGAAAAGUGAGCUGGAAAAACUUGUGAAAAAGCGUGAAGGCAGCUUUAUCAGGCGAAAAGAUAGAGACGGGGAGGAUGUGUGACGUGAGACUGAAGUGAAGGUGGCGGAUGCGAGAAGCAGGCGAGUGACCAGGCGAGGUGAAGGUGAUGCCGAACACUCACGCUGCACUUCAAGAAACCAGAGAUAAAUGAAGGAAGAUAGAAAGGAAGACAGAAAAAGAAAGUGUCUGGAAAAAGGAACAAAAAGCCUACAAAAAAAAAAAUCACAAAAAAAUAAAUAAUUAGACGAGCAUAGAGGUGUCUCUUGCUAAACAGAACAAAAAGAAAAAACACAACAAAAUCCGAUGAGACGCUGAGAUGAGUUUUUUUUUACCAGUGCCAAGUUUUCGUUUUCACCUCCUCCCCGAGACGAAACGAGACAGAAAACGGAGAACAUCAUGUAAACGAGAGAACUGGGAGGAGGGAGUUCCCGGAGGCACCUCAACCACAUGUCUUGAACCCUUGUGCGCUGAUGAAAAGAAAAAGAAAAAAAAAAAAAGGAAAAAAAGAGGACCAGAAAACCAGAGAAAAGAAAGAUGGAGGAGAAGAGGAAGAAAACUCCGUUGAGUGCUGGGGUAAAUUCGGUUUUGCUCGGUGCAGUCCGUCUCUGCCAUCAUUUUGUAACCCGAUUCUGUUAUCAUGUUCGUUGAGUAAAGUAAGAGUUAUAUA